UCUGGAUUGCUGUAAUUAGUUAGGGAAUGACUACUGUGAGAACCAGGACACUUUGCCCCAAUGCGCAAAAGAGCUGGGGAGGUGAGGUGGAGAAGCCACUCCCAUUUCAUGCCUCUUGGAGGGUGGAGGUGGAGAUAGGAGAGCUAUACACAGAGGUUGGGCUGAAUGUCAGAGUUCAAGAAAGGGGGGAAAGUAGGGGUUUCCAGCAGAGAUAAGAACCCUAGGAACUGGGGCAGAGGAAAGGGGUGGGGCUGGCAGACUCCUCCCCUAAAACCUCCUGAUUUCAGAGGAGACUGCCCCAGACAAGUGGAUGUAUGCUUACCUAUCGGAUCGGAUCCCGGUGGCUGAAGAUGAAGAAAGAAGGGAACCUCUAACUUGGGGGAUGGGGGAGGAGCCCAGGCAGGGGCAAUGUUGCCAUGUCUAUCAUGGGGGAACCAAGCGAAGCUAUUUGCAUUCAUGUGCUGUAUCUUCAUCCUCAUAGGGGUUGCCCUGUUUCACCUGAAGCCAGAAAUCAUAUUUGUUGCCUAUCUCAUCUUCACCUUAGGUGGAUUCCUUUUCUUUCUCUGCCUUCUCUCUUGCUUCAUGGAAUGGAGACUCCUGGCAAUAAGAACAGAAACUACAGGGGCCUUGAGCUCAGCACAGGACAAUGAAGCCUUCGAAGUACCAAGUUAUGAAGAAGCUGUGGUACCAUCGACCCAGGACCCCAAUGCAGAUUUGGGUGAGCCCCCACCCUACAGUACUGUGAUUCUCUCACAGCUUCAGGAAGAAGAAUCUAACCAUCUGGCAGGACUCACAGAAGCCAGCACAGACAGGCAGGGGAGGUCAGAAGGUACAAUGACCCAGACAGAAGGCUCUUUGGGCACCCCAAUCAAUCUCCAACUUCCAAGACAUCUAAUAGAGUCUGAAACACCUCCAUUGCAAAGUCUACCAUGUAUGGAGCCUCUUACUCCACCGCCAGCAUAUGAACUCAGACCUGGUCACCAUGAUAUCAAUGAUGAUAAUGUUUUUGAAGAUGACAGUGUAUUCUAUGAGGAGGGCUGGACACCUCCUUAAACUUCUAUUCCCUGGAUAUGUAAGAUCUAACAAUCAGUGAUUUUUUUUCAUCUGGAUCACAUGAGCAGGGCAUCAGGGUGUUUUCCUCUCCCCAGAGAUAUAAUAUGAUUGGCACCUCUGUUUUGUCUCCAGGCUCUGUGCCCACAAUGACAAGGUCCAAACAGCCUCUCCCUAUCAUCAUCCCAUAACCAACAUUCCCCUACAAAAAGCUAGAUGAUGGGGGUAGCUGGUGAAAUCAUAAGAAAAGGGAAGUGGGACUGCUGCAUAUCCUACUAGUCAUCCUCUAAUUUCCCAAAAAGGACCAGGAGUUGGAGUAACUGGGUUUAAAACCCAACUCUUAGCACUAAAUAUGAGCUUGGACAAGUCACCUAAUAACCAAAUGUUGCAGUAGGGAGAGAAGACAGAGGUAAGCUAGUUCAACCUUAAAUGAGCUGAAAUCCUUUCUAUGAUAUCUCUGACAAAAAGUCAGUCAGCUUCUCCUUGAAAACCUCCAGUGAAUGGGAAUCCACCUCAUGAAGCAGCCCUCUCUACUUUGGGACGAUUCUCAUUGUUUACAAAGUUCUUCCUUCCACGGAGCCAAAAACUGCUUCUCUCAAAUUUCCACCUAUUUCUUCUCUCUUUCCUUUAUGACCAGACAGAAUUCCUCUCAUUCUUCUUCCUUAUAACCCAUCACUAACAAGAGAGCCAUCAUGUUCUCCCUAACAUGCUUCCUAAGUCUUUUCUUUCCCCAGCUAAACAUUAUUUCUUCAGCUAGUACUUUUAACACCUUCUCCAAUUUUCUCACUCUAUACUUCAUAAAAUGUUGUACUCAGAACUGAACAUAAUACUCAAGAUGUGAAUGGACUAGGGCAGAGUACAGAGAAUUAUUACUUUCCUUGUUCUGUCCAGUCUACUUCUAUUAAUUUAAUCUAAGAUUUCAUUAACUUUUUUGGUUGCUAUGUCAUACUGUUGACUUAUGCAACUUCUUGACCCCUUAGAUUCAUAAAUGUCUUUUUUAAAAACACCAAAUCCUUAUAUCUUGCUUCUUUAUUUGAUUUUUGUAGCCAUGAGGAGAAUUCCACACUUAACUCUAUUAAAUGGUAUCUUAUUAAAUUCAGUUUUAGCCUCAGUAUCAUAAAACCUUAGUUUCUUCCUUCUUAAAAUCAGAAUACUUCUUGUGUUAACUAAUUCACUGUUGUAAAGAUCAAACAAGAAAAAAGCAUGUAAAGUGCUUUGUGAACUAUAAAUGUCAAUAUAUCAUGAUUUAAUUAUCAUGCUGUCCUUCCAUUCACUCACUCAAUCAAAUAUUUAUGUUAACCACUAUAUACCACUAUAUGAGGCACUGGUGAUACAAGUAAGAGGAUCAAAACAUCUACUUGCAAUAAGAUUAUAUUCUAAUAGAGGAGGAUACAUAUGAAAAUAUGUAUAUAUAUAUCAUAAUGUUAAUAAAUAUAUAUAAUUUGUAUGCAUAUAUACACUCGUGCAUAUAAAAUUUGUGUGUAUAAGCAUAAAAAGACAUAAUUUGUAUAUAAAUAUAAAUGCACAUACAUCUAUAUACAUAUAUAUUAAAUACAAGGUAAUGGAGAGAGCACUAGCAUUUGGGGGGUAUCAGAAAAGUCUUCCUGAAGAAGAUGAUGAAUGAGUUACUUAAAGGAAAAGAGGAAUCAUGAUGUGCUGGUAAUUUGAGAAUGCAUUCCAAGCAUGAGCCAGACAUGGAGUUUGGCUAGGUUACAGAGUAUAGGAAAGGGAGGAAUAUGUUGAUGUCAGACAUCUUGUCAAUGUUAAUAGAAAUUCUCUAGAGGUAAAAAUGGCUAAGAUUUGGUAAAUGUUGGCAUAUUUGGGGUAAGGUAGUGUUAGGAGUCCAGAAUAGUUCUGAGAUUAUGAACCUGAAACCCUGGAAGGAUGCUGGUACCUUUGACUGAAACAAGGAAGUUUAGACAAGGGGAUAGAAUUGAGACAUAAGGAGAAAAUGAGUUCAGUUUUAGACAAAUUGAAUUGAAGAUGUCUGAAUGCUGGACUCGUCAGGAAAACCAAAGUAAAUUCUUACUACCUAUGAGUCACUUAACCUGUCUGUCUCGGUUUCUCCAUAUGUAAAAUAGGGAUAACAAUGGCACAUACUUUUUAUGAUUGUUGUGAAAAUAAAAUGAGAUAUUUUUAAGAA
This is a messenger RNA of Monodelphis domestica (gray short-tailed opossum), 3193 nucleotides long. RefSeq names its product transmembrane protein 139 (gene TMEM139). Lineage: Eukaryota; Metazoa; Chordata; Mammalia; Didelphimorphia; Didelphidae. The record is from RefSeq and is a predicted model, not a curated record.